Paramecium pentaurelia is the source of this 1535-nucleotide messenger RNA. The record is from the annotation of a GenBank genome assembly. Lineage: Eukaryota; Ciliophora; Oligohymenophorea; Peniculida; Parameciidae.
AUGAAUGAGACUGAUUUAUUGAGAUGUAAAAGAGAGUAAUUUCAUACAGAAAUUAGAAGAAAUCAAUUAGAAAAGAUAUUCAAUGUAAAAAGAAAAGUAUCAAAUUCAGAUGCCCAAAUUUCUAUUUAUUAUACUCAAUAAAUGCAUCAUAUGGGAAAAAUUAAAAUACUAGAUCUACUAAUUUUAAUAAAUGAAAAAGUAAAUAAACCUAUAGUUGAAAUGGUAUAAAAUGAUCUUGGUCUUUAAUUGACUAAAUUACUUAAUUUAAAUGAACUCUAUUCUAAUUGGGAAUUGUUCAAAAAUAUAUUGAUCUAUCUUAAUAAUUUAGUGUUAUUACCAGAUGAGCAUUUGUAAAGUUAUCCUAAAUUUAAUGAGAUGCUUAUAUCAUUUUCAUAGCUUUUUAUUCUAUUGGAAGCUGAGAUUUUUCGAAAGGGUUUGUGUAUAAAAGGAAAUGAUCAGAAUUGUCCAUUAGAAACAGGAUAUGAUGAUAUAUCUAGAUUAUCUUAUACCUUUAUUAAAAUUGAUUAAAUUUUGAUGUAUUCAUCAACAACAUUUUAAUCAAGAGGAGAAUUAUUAAGAAGUAAAAUAUUUGUGCAUAGUAUAUGUCAUGCAUUUCAUGUAAAUAAUUAUAUAUAAUUUUAGAAUCAAAUGGAUAAUAGUGUACUUGAAUUACAUUUACAACUAAUAACAUCUUUACUAUAAGAUUUAUAUAAAUAGGAUAAUGAUUGUAGAAAACAUGCAGAAGUGUUUCUUAAACCAAUAUGUAGUGCUUUAUCAACUAAAAAUUUGGAUAAAUUAAAUUAUUUAUUAUAAAUAUUACUUAAUUUGACAUUUGUAGGAAUGCAUAAUGGAUAUGUAUAGAUUAUAAUUUAUAUAAAUUAGAUAAAUUCAAUAUUUAAAUUUAAUGGAGGUUUGGAAUUGAUGUAAAUAUUGAAUGAAGGUUUGAAUGAUUAAUUGACUUUGAGAAUUUUAGCCGAAAUUGCUUAAUAAAGUCCAGCACAUAUAGAAAUUUUGAUAAAAAAUGGAUUGGUUCAAUAAUUAAAAUAGAAAUUAUGUUCUAAUAAGUAAUUAUAAUUUAUUGAUUAUUAAUUAGUAAAUAGGUUUAGAAUUAGGCUUUAUGGGUUUUAGAAUUCUGUAUUUGUGGAGCAAAAUAAUUUUAUGAUAUCAUAUUUACAUAAAUAGAUAUUACAAAUUAUGUUAUCCAAUUAUUGAAUUCACCAGAUGAAUAGAUACAUAUAUAAGCCUGUUUUACUUUAUGUGCUUAUCUUUAGAAAGGUAAUUUUUAAUAAACUCAAUAAUUAUGUUAAUCAAAAAUACAUUUAAAAGUAUUUUAAUUUUUACAUUUGCAAAAUGUAGAAUUGAAAUAGGCUAUUAUUGAAGCUAUUAUUGAAAUAUUGAAUAAAGAAACAUGGUAGAGUAGUCAAUAUUAAUUAAUAUCACCAUAAGAGAGAGAGAAUUUACGUUUUGUUUUAGAGAGACUUGAUGAAGACCAAUCUAUUUUUUCAAUGAUAAAUAAUUUAUUAUCAUAUUUAUGA